Messenger RNA from Mollisia scopiformis, 768 nucleotides. RefSeq names its product Erg28-domain-containing protein. Lineage: Eukaryota; Fungi; Ascomycota; Leotiomycetes; Helotiales; Mollisiaceae. Gene Ontology annotation, cellular component: endoplasmic reticulum; membrane. The transcript has 2 exons. Bases 175 to 624 code for a protein of 149 amino acids. Gene Ontology annotation, molecular function: protein-macromolecule adaptor activity. The record is from RefSeq and is a predicted model, not a curated record.
UUGGAUUACCUCCCGAGUAGCGAACCACGUGAUGUCAGCAGUAGAGAGACCCUGCAUCGCAUCACUUGUCUUACCCUCUGGAGACAGCAUCUUUCUUUCUCAAUUGUUCAUCAUCACUCCGUCUCCACGUUCAUCACCUAGAUAUCAAACAUUAAUUGGAGUAAAAACAAGACCAUGGCUUUGCUUCCCAAAGACAAAGGCUUGUUGCCUUAUUUCCUCCUCCUCGACGGUGCCCUUUCCUGGGGCUCAACAAUAGGAUCGUACAUUGCACCUCUAUCACCAGCUGGGAUGAAAGGAAUGUACAACGGACCCAACGAGUCACAAGUCACCCCUCUCUCGAUCCAUACAUUCGGAUCCUGGUUGAUACUGAGCGGCUUCAUCCGAUUCUAUGCUGCGUACAACUUAUCGAAUCCUGGUGUCUACGCAUGUGCCUUCUGCACGUUUGUUGCGAUCUCAUGGCAUUAUUUGACAGAAUGGUUGGUAUUUGAGACGAUGGGUAUGAGUGCAGGGUUGGUUAUUAGUAUUAUCAUGGAUUGUGGGGCUGUGGUGUGGAUGUAUUGGCAGUGGAAUGCGUAUGUCAAACAUGAACGGACGGAGUUGUCCGGAAGGAAAGACAAGAUGUAGAGCUGCUGCGCUUUCUGUAUUGUUUCGUCACUUGGUCUGUUCCACGUUCAGAGAGCGACAUUCUGACACAACAACGAAUCUAUUUGCUGUUCUAUAUAGUCGCAAUUGUGAAGUUGAUUAGCUUCGUGCUUAGAUAUACAGUCU